UUCAUUCAUAAUAUAUAUGAUGUGAAUAAAUGAAAAAUAUGAACACAGAGAUAUUUGAAAUAAAUGAUUUUACUGACUCCUCUGAAUUUGAAAAGUUUGUUUCUAUCAUUAACAAAUAUUUAAAAGAUUGGCUUGAAAAUAUUGAUGAAAUAAUUAAUUUUCACCUUUCAGAGGAGCCAAACAAGGAAUGGAUUAAACAAGAUCAAAUAAUAAAUUAUGCAGAUGAUAAAUUUUUAUUAACACUUUAUAUUUUAAAUAAAAAAGUAUGCAAAACCGAUGUUGAGACAAAUAUAUAUUUGUCUAACCCUAACCAUAUUUUUGCAUCAAAAACUCACCAUAUUUCCAGAUGGUUUGGUUUCAAAAAAUUCAUAAUACUCAAACACAUUAACCAAUCCAUUUUGUCAUCUUCCAAUUCAAAAAACACUAAAUUUCUUCCAUCUAACCCUGUAUCCACUCAACCCCUCACUCCUAGUCAAACGCUCACCUUGCUAAGUGCUUUGGCCUUAGCCCUUCAACAGUUUCGUCACAAAUUAUUAGACAUAUCCUCUUAUCACCAUAAUAAUAAUCACCCAAAAUCGAAAUUCCACGAUCAAGGGAACCAAAACUUGUUUGACUACCCCGACCCCAAUAUACCCCUCUUCGUAUGCAUAAACGAAGAAUUUCGACUCUACCAAGGAAUGUUAUGGGAAGAAAAAACCACAACCACUAAUAAUGAUAAUAAAAAAUUGGCAUGCCGACUGAGCCUCGAAAUGCUAUAUUUCACUCAACCUUUAGGGGGUCUGGCUUACCUAGAUUCUUUGACAGAACUUUUGCCAAUUGCAAACCCAUCUCAAAGAGAACAGACAAGAUCCGAUAAACUAACUGACAUCAGCGUGAGUCUGUGUUACUCUUUCGUUUUAAUGCCCAUUCAGACCAUUUUGCAUAAACCCAGCUUGUUGAUCGUAGAGAGAAAUUAUGACCUUUUCCCAUUAGACCAUCGUCAGCUGUCCGAGAAUGAUCUCGUUCUAGAUGGAUAUAGGAAUUUUACUGAUGAGUACCGACCAAAUCACCUCGCGAAUUGCGCUUUACACGAUAUCCUAUGGGCCAUGGGUAGCCUGCGAAACCCGGUUAAACGAAUAGAUCUUGGUCUUCAGUGGCUUGAUUUACCUCUAAGUUACAACUCCGAAGAUGACUUUCGCUACUCUCACAUGUCUAUAGGCUUACGGCUGAAGGAAACCGAAACCGACUGUAACCUCGUUGAAUAUUACGACACCCUAAUGACUUUAUUUAAGUCAGCUGAUAGAGAUGAAGAAAAAGGAGGGGAAAUAAAAAACGUUGAUUCGGUUAAAAUACAGUCAACUGCUAAGCUGAUUUUUUCUUUGAAAGGUGUACCAAUUGAUGACGAUGUCUUGGGAUGUUUAUUAGGCUCCAAAUUUAAACGGCUAACCGAUCUCAUAGACCGACACCAUCAUUCACAAGGGACAAAAUCUCAAGAGCCCUUUUUGCACAGUUUGGAUUACAUGAGAGGGGAUAUUUUAAGCCACGAGGAAAGGGGGAAAGAAUCAGCUUUCAAGACUACCUUCCGCGAAAACACCGAAAAUUACCAAAAAGCCCUCGAUAAAUUGGUCAGCAGCCAUAAUGUUAAACUCGGUUCGCUCAACAUAGCAAUGACCAACAUGAGGAACAACAUCGCGACACCUACCAAUAGUAUAACAGAUGCUUCGACCCAUAAGAAACACUACGAGAAGAACAAGGAUCAUAACGCUAAAAGCCACCACAAAGAAAAUCGGAAAAUAAUAUCGGAUGCUUUAAUGGACGCCAUCUUCUGGACAUUAUUUCCCGAUUCAAGGCCCAGUUUGCUCAAGAUAAAAUCAUCCAAAAUGAAGCUAUACACGCUUUCUCCACUCAUCGAUCCUGACAUUAAUGCCGUGGAUCUAGGCACCAAAUUUAAAUUAAGUCCUCCACACUCCCUAACCGAUUUAUUGACCCACACCCUAUUCAUGUUGGCCAAUUUCGACUCCUUGAUUAAACGGACAGAUUCUUUCUCUCACGAUAUUAGAAGCGAUAAAAGUUUUUUCGAUCUCGAAUACAUGCAUCCAUCACUUUUGCAACCCUUAGAUCCACCAGACGACCCAAUCGUCGAAAAUUGUGAAAUGGGGCCAAAUAUAGAAAAUGGUAAGCAACAUCGAAUCGCUGUGAGCAAAUUGAUUUACGACAUUUCACCGAAGGGUGCAGUCGGGGAGGAUAUUCUCGAUUCGAUAUUAGGGGCUUUGAAGGAAUUUUGGAAAGAAUUCGUGCUCGAACUUAGAUACAGAUGGGACAAUUGCAUACCCAUCACUUUAAUAGAAGAUGCUAAACCUGAUUACAAAUACUGUCUACUGCAUCAAAAAUUGCAAAUGCUGAACAGAUGCAUAAAGAUAAAAAAGCAACAACAACAAUAUUCAAGCCUCAAACUAGACCAGCUGACUAACGAAGAUAGCGAGGGGGAUACCUUUUUCGAAUGCCAGAAUGAUAAUAGCCCUUCCCUCAUCAGGAAGAAAUCGGAAUCAGAAAAUGACAGAAAAUCGAAAUCCCAAAAUUCCGAAAAUUUGUCAAAAUUCGGUGAUUUGACCGCGAGGGAGGUACCUGAAGGAAGGUCCCAUACGCUAGAAGGGAACGUAAAACUUUUCAACGGAACAGAUUACUUGUACGUCCCAAUAACUCAGGAACCACCUUUCAUGACCGAAGAUCAUUUAAUGCAACAUCAAUCCCUCCUACUCCAUCUCACGAGCGCGAGCUCUGACAAAAAUGAAUCGAAAAAUGUCAGCGAGAGGGCACAAUUUCAGAGCCGGACCCUGGCCUCCGAUAUGAGAGCUUUCAAGGCGGCUAAUCCCACUUGUGAUGACGAUAUAAGAGACUUCCUCCGCUGGUAUUCGCCGGCCGAUUUGAUUUGGGAUGAUAAAGAUAAAAGCAAAUGUCGUCUAAGUGAUCGAAUGAAUAUUGGAUACGAUAAAUAUUCCAAAGCAGCUUCCGACCUCAAAUCUAAAGAUGAGGAUAUAAAUGAAGACAUUAAUUCGGAAGAAUUAAGUGAGUACGAUCAACAGCUGACGGAUAAUAUAUGGACCCGAUUAUGGUUUACCGAAACCCUACCAAUGCCAGCUUGCAAGCAAGCUCGACUCUUUGACCAUCUGACCCAAGGCGAAUUAGCGUUGCAUCAUUUGGCCAAAUUAGACCUGCCCGCCAUUUUGCACGAUUCUUCGGGAUCCGUGUGGAAUCACAUGGCGCCUUAUGCCGUCAAAUGCGUCUCCGUUCUAGCCAACAAUUUGUCAAAUGACUUCGCCAAUAUAAAUUUGAACGAGCAUGUUUCCGGGGACGAUUCAAUGAAUAAUUUUAAGUCGGUGACCCCCAAUAAUUUUUUAGACUCAAAGCAGCUCGCUGGUUUGCUAUACAUCGUUCGCAAAGCCCUGGAAAAACUAUCCGAUCCGACUGGUUUCGAAAACAUAACUGACUACGACGAAAGAUUCACCGCUGCGUUGAACAAAUUUGAAGCCGACCGGGCUCGUAUCCAAUAUUACGACCAGUUCGUAAAACUGUAUUUUGGGGACGGAGACACUAAAGAAAAUCAAGAGCCCGAAAGCGAGAAUGGGCAUGAUAAAGAUGGCGCUCCGAUUCGUUAUCAUCACGAUUUGAAAAGUUUGAGUCGCUAUUUAUCCUCGGGAGAAAGUAGAGUGGAUAUAAAACUACCACCCGGGGCGUCUACCAAUCACAUCGCCAAUAUUUUCCCGAUUUUUCGCGCCUUAAUUUCUGAUGACCCCCGCAAAGUGUCAUUUUUUAAAGGUGGCGACAUUGAGCUUUUAAUCGAACCCAGAACGUUGGAUUAUAGUUGCUUCGAAAAUAAGUCGUAUUCCAACAUCGAUCGAGAAAGGGACCAAAGCCCCAGUUCAAAUCAUUUUUUCAAAGUUUUGUCGAUAGAAAAUAUAGGCCAUUCUGGAGGUGAUGAAGAUCAUUUAUUUAAAUGCGGUCUCACUGGCAAGGAAUACUCAUUUCAACGGAAACAGUAUAAAGAUAGGAAUGAUGACGAUAUAAAUGCUGAAGAAAUGAGACGGAUUCUGUACGUUUCAGUAGAGAAAAAGGAAUUCAGGAUAGCCAAGAUAGAUUAAUAUAUUUUCUUCGCGUUUUUUUUGUAACCAUGUCCUAAGAAUGGCGCUGCGCGUGAUAAAAAAAUUUAUAAAUAUGAUUGUGUAGUGCAAUAAUUAUUGUAAUUAAUCUUUAAGGGAGACGUCGUCGUUAAUACAUUUUUUUUAUUUAAAAAAAGUUAUUAUGUAUGAUCCGUUUCAGUAACGAACC
Messenger RNA from Gordionus sp. m RMFG-2023, 4305 nucleotides. RefSeq lists its product as uncharacterized. Gene Ontology annotation, biological process: positive regulation of GTPase activity. The coding region runs from base 30 to 4118 and encodes 1362 amino acids. Gene Ontology annotation, molecular function: GTPase activator activity. The record is from RefSeq and is a predicted model, not a curated record. The transcript has 20 exons. NCBI's taxonomy places the organism in Eukaryota, Metazoa, Nematomorpha, Gordioida, Chordodea, Parachordodidae.